Messenger RNA from Caenorhabditis remanei, 1263 nucleotides. RefSeq lists its product as uncharacterized. Bases 1 to 1263 code for a protein of 420 amino acids. Gene Ontology annotation, cellular component: cytoplasm; cytosol. Gene Ontology annotation, biological process: galactose metabolic process; carbohydrate phosphorylation. The transcript is spliced from 5 exons. Lineage: Eukaryota; Metazoa; Nematoda; Chromadorea; Rhabditida; Rhabditidae. The record is from RefSeq and is a predicted model, not a curated record. Gene Ontology annotation, molecular function: galactokinase activity; ATP binding.
AUGACGACAGACGAGGAGCUACAUGAACACUUUGUGAAAAUAUAUGGAAUUGAGCCAGAGGUGCGAAUUACGUGUCCAGGAAGAGUGAAUUUGAUUGGUGAACACAUCGACUACCAUGACUACGGUGUCUUUCCAAUGGCAAUUGAUGCAUCUACCGUAAUCCUUGCCGCCAAAAACUCCACGAAUAACAUCAUUUUCUCGAAUUUCGACCCUAAAUACUCAUCAUGGGAAUCAGAAGUUCCGUGUGGAUGGAAAGGAAGUUCGAAUCCAAAAUGGAAUGAUUACUUACUAUGUGGAUGGAAGGGUAUUCUGGAGAAUCAGAAGGAAGAACAAUUCGGAAUUUCCUUUCUUUUAUUCGGAACAAUUCCACCGUCAUCUGGAUUGUCGUCGAGUUCUUCGUUGGUUUGUGCUUCUGCUCUGGCCACUUUGUCGCUGAUUGUCAAUGGAGAUCCAUUUGAAGUCAUUUCGAGAGAAAACUUCGCUCAUUUAUGUGCCAAAAGUGAGCCGUUAAUCGGUACAUUAUCCGGUGGAAUGGAUCAAGCAGCUGAAGUUUUGGCAUCUGAAGGCACCGCCCUUCGUAUCGAUUUCUCUCCACUUCGAUCAAAAAACAUUGAAUUGCCAGAAGACGCCGUUUUUGUUGUGGUUCAUUCGAAUACUGAAUUGAAUAAAGGAGCAACUUCUCAUUAUAAUGAACGAGUUAUCGAAGGGAGAAUUGUUGCUCAGAUUCUCAAACAAAAGUUUGCCAUCUCCACACCAUCCUUCCGUCUCAAAGAUAUUCAAACCUUAUCUGGAAAAUCAUUUGAGGAAAUUCUGAAAAUUGUGGAGGAACUGCCCGAAGAAGUGAAUAAAGAACAAGUUAUUGAGUUGAUUGGGAAGGAUAAAUUGGAGGAGUGUCUCACGGAGAAUACUAGGAAAUUCACUGACUUCAAACUGCGCUCCCGUGCUCGACACGUCUUCAGUGAAGCUCAUCGUGUUGAAUUAUUCGAAAAAGCUUGCGAAGAGAAGAAUAUUCAAGAAAUGGGGCAUCUUAUGAAUGAAAGUCAUCGAAGUUGUGCAAUCGAUUACGAGUGUAGUUGCAAGGAAUUGGAUGAUAUCUGCCAGUUAUAUCUCCAAAAUGGAGCUCUUGGUGCUCGGCUGACUGGAGCUGGAUGGGGUGGAUGUGCGGUUGUUCUGAUGGCUGCUGAUGCCGUGGCGAAGGUUGAGAAGUUGCCGUCGUUGUUUGUGUCGAAACCAGCGCAAGGAAUUCGAGUUCAUCGAUACUAA